AUCAAGCCGUUCAAACGUUCAGAUUUUCAAUUUCCAUUUCUGAUUCUACAAAUCAAACGGCAUUUAAUAGACCCAAGUAUUUGGCUUAGCUAUUCCUGUUCGCCUCUCUCUGUCUGUCUCACUCUCGCUUUCUGUCUUUGUCUCACUCUCUCUCUCUCUCUGACUAAAUUCUCAGUUUCAUUCACUUCUCUUAUCGUUUUCUUGCUGUGGAUCUUCAUUCUCUCCUUUUUUGUUUUCUUUCCGGUGGUCGUCAGAUCCGCUGGAGGGAAUUUUUAAGCCCUUCGAUGUGUGGACUCUGACUGCCUUCUGAUCUGAUACACCUGCGGACCAGGGGUUGUGCGAUGGGGCAGUGUUAUGGCAAGACCAAUCCAACCAAUGAAAAUGACGGGACAACUACCACUACCGUUGUCGUAUCCGGCGAUCGGAACCAGGUUCCAUUAACGCCGUCCAAUCCGGGGAACGGUGUGCGGUCGGUGAAGAACACGCCAGCACGGUCCUCGAAUCCCAGCCCAUGGCCGAGCCCUUACCCGCAUGGCACGGCGGCGAGCCCUCUGCCAGCCGGAGUUUCACCGUCUCCAGCUAGGGCAUCGACUCCGAGGAGGUUCUUCCGUAGGCCUUUCCCUCCACCGUCGCCGGCGAAGCACAUUAAGGCUUCUCUCGCCAAGCGGCUUGGAGUGGGAAAGCCGAAGGAGAGUCCGAUUCCUGAAGACGGGAGCACCGAGCCGCAGCAGGCUCUGGACAAGAGCUUUGGGUACAGCAAGAAUUUCGGAGCCAAGUACGAGCUGGGGAAGGAGAUUGGGCGGGGACAUUUUGGUCAUACUUGCUCAGCUAGGGGCAAAAAGGGUGAGGUCAAGGAUCAGCCUGUUGCCGUGAAGAUCAUCUCCAAAGCCAAGAUGACAACUGCAAUUUCAAUUGAAGAUGUUCGUAGGGAGGUGAAAAUAUUAAAAGGACUAUCAGGACACACACAUCUGGUCAAAUUUUAUGAUGCAUGUGAGGAUGCCAAUAACGUAUACAUAGUCAUGGAAUUGUGCGAGGGUGGGGAACUCUUGGACAGAAUUUUAGCCAGAGGGGGAAGAUACACAGUGGAAGAUGCAAAAGCUAUAGUUGUGCAAAUCUUAAGUGUGGUUGCGUUUUGUCAUCUUCAAGGCGUUGUACACCGUGAUUUGAAGCCUGAGAAUUUCCUUUUCUCUUCUGCAAGUGAAGAUUCUGACUUGAAGCUUAUUGAUUUCGGCCUUUCUGACUUUAUCAGACCAGAUGAGAGACUCAAUGAUAUUGUUGGAAGUGCUUACUAUGUUGCACCUGAAGUCUUGCAUAGAUCAUAUAGUCUAGAAGCAGAUAUAUGGAGCAUUGGUGUGAUUGCUUAUAUCUUGCUAUGUGGGAGUCGGCCUUUCUGGGCACGUACAGAGUCAGGAAUCUUUCGUGCAGUUUUGAGAUCUGAUCCCAACUUUGAUGAUUUACCCUGGCCUUCUGUCACUCCAGAAGCCAAGGACUUUGUGAGGAGACUUUUAAGCAAGGACUAUAGAAAAAGAAUGACCGCCGUCCAAGCAUUAACUCAUCCAUGGUUGCGGGAUGAUGCUCGUCCUAUCCCUCUGGAUAUAUUGAUCUACAAGCUAGUCAAAUCAUACCUUCACGCAACACCUUUCAAACGUGCAGCUCUGAAGGCUCUCUCAAAAGCUCUGACUGAAGACGAGCUGCUGUAUCUUAGAGCUCAAUUCAUGCUCUUGGAACCAAACAAUGAUGGCAGUGUUUCGCUUGAUCAUUUCCGAGUGGCUCUUGCAAGAAAUGCAACUGAUGCCAUGAGGGAGUCACGAGUUCCUGAUAUAAUUAGCGCGAUGGAGUCACUUUCUUAUAGAAAAAUGUACUUUGAAGAGUUCUGUGCGGCUGCAAUCAGCACCCAUCAACUGGAGGCUCUUGAAGGAUGGGAGCAAAUUGCUUCUACUGCUUUCCAGAAUUUUGAGCGGGAAGGUAACCGAGUCAUCUCAAUCGAAGAAUUGGCACGGGAAUUGAAUGUUGGACCUUCGGCCUAUUCAUUUAUGAAAGAUUGGAUCAGAAACACAGAUGGAAAGCUUAGUUUACUUGGUUAUACAAAAUUUUUACAUGGCGUUACCCUUCGUAGCUCAAAUACAAGACAACAUUAGCUCUCUUCUAGCUUGUGAUACAUAGUUUCCAGAAAAUUUAUCUGCUUUUGGCUGGACUGGGCUGUGAGGGAUAUGUUUCCUCUUGAGGUUGAAGGUGGGGGUACAUAUAUAAUAAUGUGCAUAAUUGAAUGAUAGAAGUCAGUGGCAGUUCUCAGAUUAUAGAGAGGUGAGUUUAAAGAUUUUUUUUUUCUCUUCUGGCACCCAAUUUUUGCAUUUCCUUCUUGUAAAUGAGGUUAAGCUUGAAAUGCUACUGCUAUAUCUCUUAUAGCUAAAAAGAACAUAGGUUGACAACAACUAGUUCUUAUUUUGAUUGCUGGAGCUUUUUGUUAUUUAGUUCAAAUUCUUGUAACUAUACAUGAUACAUAAUGAAUAGUUUGCAUGAGUUUUUCG
This is a messenger RNA of Tripterygium wilfordii, 2528 nucleotides long. RefSeq names its product CDPK-related kinase 3. Gene Ontology annotation, molecular function: ATP binding; calcium-dependent protein serine/threonine kinase activity; calcium ion binding. Gene Ontology annotation, biological process: peptidyl-serine phosphorylation; protein autophosphorylation; intracellular signal transduction. Bases 342 to 2138 code for a protein of 598 amino acids. Gene Ontology annotation, cellular component: cytoplasm; nucleus. NCBI's taxonomy places the organism in Eukaryota, Viridiplantae, Streptophyta, Magnoliopsida, Celastrales, Celastraceae. The record is from RefSeq and is a predicted model, not a curated record. The transcript is spliced from 11 exons.